This is a messenger RNA of Pomacea canaliculata, 3608 nucleotides long. RefSeq lists its product as uncharacterized. The coding region runs from base 1924 to 3258 and encodes 444 amino acids. Lineage: Eukaryota; Metazoa; Mollusca; Gastropoda; Architaenioglossa; Ampullariidae. The record is from RefSeq and is a predicted model, not a curated record. The transcript has 2 exons.
AGUUUUCUUUCACGGAGACGAGGAUGAUAUGUUGAGGGAGCAGUGGUCCCCCGACACCUCCCAUUGAAAGCGAGCAAGACAGCGGCGAGCAAAUCUGGGAGGACGGCUGGAAGCUAAUCUCAGUGCUGCACGCCAGGCUCAGCGCGCACGGACAGGCAGCUGCUGCCGCACACAGCACACUGCAGCACCGCAGCACCACGCAGUGCGUCAACGAUGUUAGUGAUGGUUUUUUUUUAACAUUCCCCCUUCCUACGACGACCACCACCACCAGCCCUAACCAGCUGAGAAAAUGUGAGUUUAAUCUUUCACCUCCUUCUUGGCGUCGGCAUCAGUACCACGUGACUGCUAGUUGAACCACGUGACGUACAUACAGAUGGUCUCGCGUUUGUCACGUGCGCCAGCGAAGAGGUUAGAGGACCACCAGGACUUCUCGUGGAGCAUCUGGCGCCGAACAACACAGCGAGUGUUGGGGGAGACACUUGCAGGGCAAGUGAUGCGAAACCAAAUAUUAUUUGACGCAUGGGGUGCGUGGCCAUCGAUCUGCGCCUCCCAAUCUCAGCAGCACGUGGCCAGCAUGCGCGCCUCCCAGUGAUUUGGUCUGCAGAACGAUUCAACAAGAUCCUCCGCAGUUCAGUGAGGGCUUCUGCCUCCCCAUGGAGUCUCAACCGCCGUGUCUGUAACAAUCUGGUCUCCAGGUCAUGCAUCACUAUUUUCGUCGACAGCGACGACUAUUUUUCCAUCUCAUCGUGUCCACGGUUGAAAGUUGCAGUAGGAGAUCUCACCCGGCAGUUACCAACAGCCGUGACUUGUGACUCGUGAUCAGCUAGUCUGUCCUUCUUUACGGUCAGUUGCCUUCUUUCGUAAUUAAUCCUUCUCAAUUAGUAUGUUUGAUAAAUGAGUAACAGCAUUAUUGUCAUCGUCAAUCAGCGUCCAUCUCUGAAGGCGACAUUCAAUACAAACAUUGUUGAAGGGCACCUAAUGGAGGAUGGAUUUGAGGGAAAGAUGUCAGUGACAUCCACAUCAGGUCUAGUCCGAAGACACACGCUGACUCGUCGUGGAUGAAUUUUGUGGUAAGAUGAGCGGGUAGUGUACCCAGCCUGUGUGUGCACCUGUUUGCUCUGUCAAGCCGCGGUGUUUGAGUAUUCUUUCAUGUCUAGUCACCGGAAGGUAAAAGCUGCACUAACAUCGUAGAAAACACCAAUGCAGUUCGAAAGGUCUUCUUGUCAAAGUCCUGUGCACAUUCUUUUCACCUGUUCAUUCUGUGAACUGGAAACAUCGUGAGCAUCGCAACGUUUGCUGGCCCGUUGGGAUGUCGUUCUUGGAGCAGUCAUCCUGGACAUGUGUAGUCAACAGUUAUAGGUGGAUAUCAGUGAUUGUUGUUGUUUCCAAGUCAACUGAUAACAUUCGGAAUUCAACUUGUACGUAGUGAGUGAGCUAGUAGCAUGUGACCUCACCCCUCAGCGAAAUCAUCAUCAUACUCGCAGUUUUCUUUGUGAACCAAGAAGAGUGCAGUCGCAGGAGCAUUAGCCGAAGCCGACAGCUGCCACGAUGAAGCCAAAGUCUAGAAGCUAACAGGAGUCGAGGGAGAGACCGAGUUACUCGCAUGCAAUCCGUGCUAAGUGGAGGGCACAUGUUAGGACUGCAUAAACAGCUGUGAGUGAUGUCCCCUUUUCUUAAAAGCAUGGUUUUAAAAUAUUCUAACAUUAGCGACAAUCUCAUUCCAAAUUUGAAUCCCUCAUGCUUCUGAUGACAUCGUGGAGGUUUCUAGCAGCUCCAGUAGUCUGCACACGUCGGUAGCCACGCCAUUCCAACCGUCUCUGUCAUUUUGAAAUCAAGCAGAUUUUUCUUGACCUCGACCUUAAAAGGUCGUGACUACAAAUAGCAUUCAGUGUUUGUUGGUUUGACAAGAAGCCAAACAUUGCCAUGGUGUGCGCCAGGAUCCGGCGCCUGAGAACGAGCGCUGGACUCUUGGGUCUCGUGGCAUGCAUACUGUUGGUCAGUGCGCGUGCUGUGUUGACCAACACGUCCUUGCUCGUGCUGCUCCACCCUGACAGAGGUGACACGUCCAUCCAGCACGCUCUGCGCACUGACCUCAACCUCUUGUCCCGCCAAAGGAAUCAGAACCUACAAGGACCAGAAUCUCCGGUGAUUCGUGUCCAGGACACUGAGCAAUCCACACGGCUUCCACAAGUGGUGUUGGUGGAGACAAAUGAGACGGAGUCGAAUCCCCCCAUUACUGACCUCCCCACCAUGCUUUUGCUGACGCCUUUCAGUAAAUCGCCAUUCGCCCAAGUUGCCAUGGCGACAAGGCCGAUACCCGGCCAAAAGAUCUUUGCCUUUCCAGAGGUGAGUGAAAGCAGUCUGAAGCAGGUGGAUUUCUCUCGUCUUGGUCAACUGAACAUCCUGUACUUCCACGACAACCUCGACCUGCCUAAAGGAGACGGCAACAACAGGAGCGAUGAAGUCAAGUCGUCAGCGAUGAUCAAAGAGCCAUCAGUCUAUGUUGAUGGAUCGUUUCCUCACCAUUCCCCAAAAUCGCACUCCUCUCUUCUGACGGCGUUCCAACCCGUGAUGUCACGUGACGAACGACUUCUUCAGCUCUUUGUCUUCCAGAUGUUUGUUCGCGCAUGCGCGGAGCACAAACUGACGUUCUUCCUGUAUGGAGGGACGUUGCUGGGGGCCUACAGGCAUCAUGACAUGAUUCCGUGGGAUGACGACAUAGACGUCAUUAUCGACGAAAGGCAGCGCCACCUAGUGUUCAAGUCCCUGAACUCUUUGCCAGGUUUUUCGUUGUGGGCACCAAAGGGGAAGCAAUGGAAGUUCUUCUGGCGGAACAGCCCGGCGUUGAAACAUCUGCCGUUCCGCUGGCCCUACGUGGACAUUUUCUUCUUCGCCAGUAACGGAACCCACGUGCAUGACGUCACUCUGGACAACGAGUCCGACUUCCGUGUCUCUUUGAAAGUUGUUUUUCCGCUGCAGUUGCGUCCCUUCGCAGGUGCUCUCUUGCCUGUGCCUUGCAACAUGGACGUCGUGUUACGCUCGAGUUAUUUCCCUGGACUGUGCGUCACUACGCAGUUUCUCCACAAGAUGGAGGCCCCAGCGCCCCGCCAUCUUCUGGCAAGAGUGGCUUGUAGUCGUCUGCACCAGCUGUACCCAUUUGUUGACAGAAAACGAGACAACAACUCACUUGUUGAGAUACUGAGGAAAGGAAAGACUGUUAUUUCAAAAACUGUGCUUCCGGGAUUUUGCGAGGAGUAAGGAAUAACUUCCAGACAAUAUUUGUCAGCUCUCACCUGAAAUCGGUCUGUAAGACGCGCUGAAGAGAUGGGUCAUGGGUUAAAGGUCGAGAGGUGCUCAAUUGUUUUCCUAAUGAUUUUUUAAACCCUAGUGCAAGAUGUUUUCUCACCAAAAUACUCCCAGUCGUACUCAAAAUACACGUCUAGAAAAAUUCAUCCCCACUAGACUUUUAAACAAAUAAUUGUGACUAAUGGCAGCCAUGAUGUUUCGUCCAGUGAAAGCAAUACACAUCUGCUCAGUUUAAGAAGUUAUUUUUACUGCUAAUGUAGAAAUUACAUCAAAUGGUUAAAAAAAUUGUUGAUAAAUUUGGA